UAAUGUAACUUUUAAAAUGUAAGCUUUAUUCAAUAUUCAUUGAGUAAUUAUGAAUCUCAAAAGGAUCUGGUUGUAAAUAUACGUGCCAUAAGUUAAUUUUAAGUAAAAAUACUCACAUUUUAGUUUGUAAUUAUAUUAAAUUAAAGUAACUCAAAAUACUCAAAAUGUACAACAAAAUGACAAUGUCAGAAAGAAUACAAACUACAGAAUACUCAUAGUACGACAGCUAUGGCAGUUCAAUCAACACGCUUGGUACAAUUGAUGAUGUUUGGAUUGGUGGGUCUGACCCUACUAAUUUAUUUAUCUUAUUCAUUAAUGAGUGUCUCGAAUGGAGUUGAUGUCACAACACGAGCUAUAUCACAUAGUAGUCAUACAUAUCCAAUAAAAGUCAGGCAUACCAGUGAUGAUUUUAAUACUUCAGUUUCAGCUGAUGUUGAUGUUAUGGUUUCCAAAGCAGCUAUAUUAGUUACUAAUGUAUUCAAUAAAACUACUAAUAAUACUGACCAAAAAUCUUCAGCAUUUAAAGCUACAUCAAAAGGUAAUGUGGUAUCUAUAAUUGCUGACUCGUCAGCGAUCAUGGCACAUGGAAUUUAUGAAAUGGGUCAUUCUCUGCCCAAUCCCCUGCUCUGUCCAGACAUGGGGAACAAAGUUAAAUUGCUCAUUCUAAUAAUGUCAGCACCAGGUAAUAAAGAUGCACGAGUUGCUAUAAGACAAACUUGGGGUCAUUAUGGAACAAGAAGAGAUGUCACUUUGGGAUUUUUUCUUGGGACCACACUGAACAAAGACUUGGAAGAAUCUAUUUCAGCCGAGUCUUACAUGUAUGGUGAUAUUAUAAGAGGACGUUUUAUAGACAGUUAUAAUAAUUUAACAUUGAAAACGAUAUCUAUGUUAGAAUGGACUGAUACGUAUUGUCCGAAAGUGAAUUUUGUACUUAAGACAGAUGAUGAUAUGUUCAUAAAUGUUUCCAAACUACUUAGUUUUAUUGAUAGUCAUUUCAAAUAUACAAGAACAAUAUUUGGAAGAUUAGCAAAAAAGUGGAAACCUAUUCGCAAUAAGAAAUCUAAAUAUUAUGUUGCCCCUCAGCAGUAUAUGCCAGCUGUAUUUCCUGAUUUUACAACAGGACCAGCUUAUUUGAUUACCUCAGAUUUAAUACAUGAUUUAUUCACAAAAGCUCUAGAUCAAACAUAUCUUAAGUUAGAAGAUGUUUUUAUAACUGGCAUUGUUGGUCAUUCACUAGGAAUAAAAUUAGUGCAUGUAAAAGAAUUUUUAAACAAACGUGUAUCAUUUAAUCCUUGUAAUAUACAAAAGGCAAUUAGCAUACAUAUGAUCAAAUCCAGUGAACAAUUUGAUUUAUGGAAGAAGCUUUUAGAUGGGAGAUCUAAAUGUAAAUAGAAUAUUUAUAUAGUAGGUUUAUGAAAUUUUUGGAAUAGUGAGAAAUAUAUAAUUUUUCCUAUACCAUUUAGAUUUGUAAUAUUUCUAAGAAAAGAUACAUGUUUUCAAAAUCAUAUGGGCUUUUCAAAGAUCAUCGAAGUUUUAUAGAUUGUUGACAAAUUUAAUAUUAAGGCAUUUUCUCAACUAUUUAGGAACAAAGUUAUGUAUGCUGUCAGCAUAGUUCUAUCGUACUCAUAAAUGACAUUGAGGCAUUUAUUUAAUGAAAACUCAUUUCUUGUAAACAAACUCAGUGAUUAUAACUUGAUACUCGAAUUCUUUUCGUUAGUAAUAGUUUUUACAUAUUAAUCUAAAAGUAACUCCAAGAAGCGGAUGAUUUUGGAAAAACAGAAUAAUGCCAGAUAAGUCAAUACUAAGAAUGGCAAAGAACCAAUCAUAUGUAAUUAUUUUUUUCAAUUAAUCACAGUGUUGCCCAUCAAAUUAAACUGUUAAUAAUUAAGUAAUUUAAUAAUGUGAUAUAAACAUUC
This is a messenger RNA of Ctenocephalides felis (cat flea), 1916 nucleotides long. RefSeq names its product beta-1,3-galactosyltransferase 5-like. Gene Ontology annotation, molecular function: hexosyltransferase activity. The record is from RefSeq and is a predicted model, not a curated record. The transcript is spliced from 4 exons. Gene Ontology annotation, cellular component: membrane. Lineage: Eukaryota; Metazoa; Arthropoda; Insecta; Siphonaptera; Pulicidae. Bases 229 to 1392 code for a protein of 387 amino acids.